Diatraea saccharalis (sugarcane borer) is the source of this 534-nucleotide messenger RNA. The record is from the annotation of a GenBank genome assembly. NCBI's taxonomy places the organism in Eukaryota, Metazoa, Arthropoda, Insecta, Lepidoptera, Crambidae.
AUGCGUUUUCCGUUCAGACCAAACGUAGUGUUCAGACUUUGGCAGUCAAAGAAAAAUAUCCAGCUUAGGCACCCGUUUACAACAGCUCUGGUUUGGAGAGCCAUGGAGGAUAAAGAGUCUUUGAAGAAGCGUUUGACACCAAUACAAUAUCAUGUUACCCAAGAAGCUGGAACAGAGAGACCAUUUACAGGUUGCUACAACAAAUUAUAUGAUGAGGGAUUAUAUGUAUGCAUAGUUUGUAGACAAGAGUUGUUUAGUUCUAAGACUAAAUUUGAUUCCGGUUGUGGCUGGCCUGCCUUCAAUGAUGUUCUCGCCAAAGAGAAGGUCACAUUACAUCAGGACACAAGUGCAGUUGGAGGGAAUAUAUUACUGGUUUUAACACGGCCAGGUUUGGUGCGAACUGAGGUGCGAUGCUCCAAGUGCUCCGCACAUCUGGGACAUGUGUUUGACGAUGGGCCUGCACCCACCAAGAAACGUUUUUGUAUUAAUUCGGCCUCAAUGGACUUCAUACCAGCUGAAGAACGUAAAGACUAA